UUCUCAUUUCUCUCCUUUCAAGGUUCUGGCAAUUCAAAGUAUUAUCAUUUACCAUUUAAUUCAUUUGAUCAAAUCUGUUUUUGUUUCACGUUUGAAACUGGGUUUAUGGCUAGAUUUAGAGAAUUUUUCCGGGGUUGGUCCCCCGGACCCCCUUCCCCUGGGGGGUAUUCCAAACCCCCUGUAGUCGGGCCAGCCAGAGUUCCGGCACCUCAAAAUUUACAAAUUAAGCACUGGACAGCAGUGAAGCUCAAUAUAGCAUAUUAUGUCAAAGAAGUCGAUCACCGAUUUUCUGAUAUGCCAACCUUGUCAUUUCCAUUUUCCAGAAUGUGACAAUUAUAAAGCAGAAGUACAACAAAAAACUGUAGGUAUACUAUCUGACAAGCUUACUAAAUUCUUUACAGAUGUUUUCUGGUUUGAAAAAUUGAUUUUCCUUCAAAUCCAUUAUUCAAGAGAUAAAAUACGGUAGUUUAAGUGAGCCCAAUAAUGUGUCACGCUGAUCAAAGUGACCACUUGUCAGAGCUGUCAGUCAAAUAGGCUGAGUAGCCUAAAAGGGGAAUAAAGGUAGAACUAGACUCAUUAUUACAAUAUCAGUAAACCACAUGCAUUUGACGUGACACCAUGCCCAUCAAUGGUGUUUGCAUUCUAUUUCUUGCAAUGAGUAUAUCCUGUUCAGCUUUCAUAGCUAAAAAGGACAAAUUCAGUCUAAUAACUGAUUUUUACAGAAAUAAGGAGCCUCGUAUUGGAGUUUCUUUUCUCUGCUGGGGCAUUCAAGAUAAGUUGCGGCUGCUGCGUGCAGUGAUGGGUGAGGGAGUGAGGUUGGCGGUGCUCGACUUGCCAUUGGCCGAGGAGCUGCAGAGACCCGGUUGGCUGGAGGCGGCGCUCAGGGUGCACACCUACCUUGCAGUCGCCGUCGACCUCGACUGUCCCCGCGCUGACGCUCUUCUCUCUGAGGUACACUCGAAAAACAUCAAACCAAAGUUUAGUUAUUGA
Molecule: messenger RNA, 990 nt
Organism: Nilaparvata lugens (brown planthopper)
Lineage: Eukaryota; Metazoa; Arthropoda; Insecta; Hemiptera; Delphacidae
Exons: 2
Coding region: 619-990 (123 amino acids)
Source: RefSeq, a predicted model, not a curated record